UGAGUCAGAACCAAGCCGCCGACGCGGACCCCACAGAGCAGCCAGCCCAGGGCAUGUUCCGAGACUUCGGGGAACCCGGACCGAGUUCCGGGGCCGGCGGUGCGUACGGCGGCCCGGCGCAGCCCCCGGCGACAGGCCAGCAGCAGUUCCACUUCGUGCCAAGCAUCAAUGCUGUGAGUGGCAGCCAGGAGCUGCAGUGGAUGGUUCAGCCUCACUUCCUGGGACCCAGCAACUACCCCAGGCCUUUGGCCUAUCCCCAGUACAGCUACCCACAACCCCGGCCAGGAGUCAUCCGGGCCCUGGGGCCACCUCCAGGGGUACGUCGCCGGCCCAGUGAACAGUCCGGAGGAGGAGGAGCGCCGUCGAGUGAGGCGCGAGCGGAACAAGCUAGCCGCAGCCAAGUGCAGGAACCGGAGGAAGGAACUGACCGACUUCCUGCAGGCGGUGAGCAGUGGUCGGAGACUGACAAACUGGAAGACGAGAAAUCAGGGCUGCAGCGAGAGAUUGAGGAGCUGCAGAAGCAGAAGGAGCGGUUGGAGCUGGUGCUCGAAGCCCACCGCCCCAUCUGCAAAAUCCCGGAAGGGACCAAGGAGAGUGGCACUGGCCGCACAGGCGGCACCAGGGGCACCAGCAGCCCACCAUCCUCUUCCGGCCCUGUGCCUUGUAUCUCCCUUUCCCCAGGGCCUGUUCUUGAACCCGAAGCAUUGCACACCCCCACGCUCAUGACCACACCCUCCCUGACUCCUUUCACCCCCAGUCUGGUCUUCACCUACCCAAGCACUCCUGAACCCUGUGCCUCAGCCCAUCGCAGGAGUAGCAGCAGCAGUGGGGAUCCGUCCUCUGAUCCCCUCGGCUCCCCCACCCUCCUGGCUUUAUGAGGCACCUCAGCUCCCCUCCCUGCGGGUGCCACCCUAGCCAACAUAUCUCCAUCCAUUGGUCCAGCUGGCCUGGGCCAUAUCCUAUGCCCAACCCCAGCAGGUUCUUCUCCAUCCCUCCAGAUGAGACUGAGCAUAUUUUGCUUCCUAGUCGAGCCAGCUUGGGGGCACCAAAGCUGCCCAGUUUCUCUAGAGCUGGCCUCUCUAGAACAGUUUGCACUAAAUCAGAGACAAAAUAUUUCCCAUUUGUGCAAGAGAACUCCCAGCAGCCCCAAAUGACUUUGGAGAUCCCUAGUGGUCCUCUGGAGCCCUAACCCCCUCCAGACCACCCCUAUAGUCUUCAUCACCCUCUUCCUGUGAUCCAUCCAACCUUACCCCUUGACAAGUGAUAUGCUACCAGCCUAGAACACUAACUCACCCAGCCCCACUACCAGCAGCACCAGGUGAUUGAACCAGGGCAUUUUGCUGACCCCUCUUGAAAACAAGGCUCAAGAGGGUGCCAGAGGCUUCUGUGAUGAGCUGACCUGCAGUACCCAGCUCUGAGAAGACUUUAGCUCCGGAGAUUCCAGGGAAUCCAAGCCUCCACCGCAAGGGCAGCUGCUAUUUAUUUUCCUAAAGAGAGUAUUUUUAUACAAACCUGCCAAAAUGAAAUAAAAGGCUUGAAGCUCUG
Messenger RNA from Hipposideros armiger (great roundleaf bat), 1545 nucleotides. RefSeq names its product FOS like 1, AP-1 transcription factor subunit (gene FOSL1). The coding region runs from base 54 to 878 and encodes 274 amino acids. The transcript has 4 exons. The record is from RefSeq and is a predicted model, not a curated record. Gene Ontology annotation, molecular function: DNA-binding transcription factor activity, RNA polymerase II-specific; RNA polymerase II cis-regulatory region sequence-specific DNA binding. Gene Ontology annotation, biological process: regulation of transcription by RNA polymerase II. Gene Ontology annotation, cellular component: nucleus. NCBI's taxonomy places the organism in Eukaryota, Metazoa, Chordata, Mammalia, Chiroptera, Hipposideridae.